AUGCGUCUGUCUUCUCUUUCUCUUGUCCUUCAAACAUUUUUUAGUCUCGCUGCAGCAGAAUACAUUGAUUGGAAAACCUAUGAAGCAAAUGGUGUGAAUCUGGGCGGAUGGCUUUGCCAGGAAUCCACCAUCGAUACGACAUGGUGGGCCCAGUAUUCCAAAGGAGCACCAGAUGAAUGGGGGCUCUGUGCCAACCAGGGAUCUCUCUGUGGCUCCGUCCUUGAGAAAAGAUAUGCAACAUAUAUCACUACCGCUGAUAUCGAUAAACUUCAUACUGCUGGAAUCAACACCCUGCGCAUUCCAACCACCUACGCCGCAUGGAUCAAGGUGCCAGGAUCACAGCUCUACUCCGGAAAUCAGGUCGACUUCUUGAAGAAUAUUGCUACCUAUGCUAUCACCAAAUAUGGCAUGCAUGUAAUCAUUGACGUACACUCGCUACCUGGCGGAGUCAAUGGAAUGCCAUUUGGAGAAGCUGAAGGACACUUUGGCUGGUUCAACAACCAGACUGCCUUUGACUAUUCACUCAAGGCAAUUGAUGCUGUCCUAUCCUAUGUCCAGGAUUCUGAUCAUCCAGACUCAUACACAAUUGCCCCAAUCAAUGAACCAGUGGACAACGAAGAUUUGUCAACCUUCGGUACUCCAGCCGCUCUCUCAGAAGACGGAGCAGCCUGGGUUCUGAGAUACAUCCAAGAAGUCCUCUCCAAAGUUGCUGCCGUCAACCCAAAAAUCCCCGUCAUGUUCCAGGGAAGCUUCCGAUCCCCAGAAUACUGGAGUCCCAAGCUUUCUAGCAGCGACAAUGUGGUGUUCGACGUGCAUAACUAUUAUUUCGCCGGUCGAGGAGCCACCGGUGCUAACAUUACGUCCUACAUCUGCGCAGAUGCAGAGAAUGCUGCAGUCGACAGCACUUUCCCUACCUUCGUCGGGGAAUGGUCAAUUCAGGCGGAAUUGGAAAAUACUUUUGCUGGACGACAGAAGGCAUUGAACACUGGUCUGUUUGCAUUUGCUAAAUAUUCUCGUGGGAGUUCUUACUGGACGGCCAAGUUCUCGGGCAACGCUACUGUGGAUGGUGAGGGAGACCAGGCUGACUAUUGGAACUACAUGACCUGGAUUGAUCAAGACAUGAUUCAUCCUGAUGAGGGCGAGCGAGUUUGUGCUUAA
Molecule: messenger RNA, 1158 nt
Organism: Aspergillus pseudotamarii
Lineage: Eukaryota; Fungi; Ascomycota; Eurotiomycetes; Eurotiales; Aspergillaceae
Product: glycoside hydrolase superfamily
Exons: 1
Coding region: 1-1158 (385 amino acids)
Biological process (GO): glucan catabolic process
Cellular component (GO): extracellular region; cell surface
Molecular function (GO): glucan exo-1,3-beta-glucosidase activity
Source: RefSeq, a predicted model, not a curated record